Molecule: messenger RNA, 596 nt
Organism: Paramecium pentaurelia
Lineage: Eukaryota; Ciliophora; Oligohymenophorea; Peniculida; Parameciidae
Source: the annotation of a GenBank genome assembly
AUGUCCAACAGAAUAACAAAAUCAAAGAGCCCUCAAUUAAAUAACUAAUACAAAAUUGAUAAAGAUCUAAUGAAAUAUCACAUUUUAUAAAAGAUCAACAAACCAUAAGUUCCAGAGAAAUAAAUAAUUAAAACUUAACCUGAUGAAGAAUAAGAACCUGAGGAUUUUAAACAAGAGAUUGAAUUUAAGUACUUACAAAAUCAUUUGGUAGAUAUAAGAAUUGCCAAAUUAAUCAUACAUUUAUAUUCCCUAAAGAAGAUUAUGAAUCAUCAUCUGAUAAUUCUCUUUAAUCUCUUAAAGAUACUACAGUUUAUAAUCUUAAUUGCAACAAUAUAGAGCGUUUGACUGAUGCCACAUCUCCUUAUUUUAUGAAGGCUUUAAAUGAAAAGUUAUUAAGAUUAGCCGAAUCUAUUGAAGAUGAUUAUUCCUAAUAAAAUACUAUACAAAAAUUCAAUACAACCAAUCCAAAAUAGACAAAGUUCUUAUUUUUAUAUAUAAAUAGCUAAUAGAAAUCUCAUUGUUAAAAUUAAUCAAGUANAAAUUAUUUACUUAAUGUAAACUUGAAGAUUAAGUAAAUAAAUUUAAGAUUUGCUUGA